GAACGUUUCAUCAUGUUCAUUGUCUGAGUAAGACCAACAGGAUGCUGAUCUCUAUAAACAGAGAAGUUCGGCUUUUCUUCAAGCGCAGAAAGAAGAAAAUUUUGAGGAUUUUGUGUUGUGGACUGGACACGGAAAUUGUGGCUGCAGUGUACAUCUGUGCAUUCCUCAUAGCUGCUUUGGUUCUGGUGAUCUGGCAGAUUACAAGGGACAAAUGUCACACAGAAAAAGUCAAAAAACACUUGUGCCAGGACUACAAGGAUGGCAAGAUUGCAGGGACUUGGUGCCAUGCACUUUGUGUCGAAGAAGAAAUUCAGCUUCACAGUUGCCAUUAUGAAAGUGGUCCAUCACUGACAUUCCAGUAUGAAGAUACAGUUGUUAAGCUACCUCAUUCUUACAAGACCUCUUCACCACAUUCCCAACUCCGAGAACCACUGUCCAUGUCUCAACUUGAAAAAAUGCUACAAGAGCUACUGCAUUCCAAACUAGGACAAGUGGAUGUCACUGGGCUGUUACAAAAAAUCUACAAAUAUGCUGACUUCAACAACAAUGGAAAGCUAACUUAUGGGGAAGCAAAUUCAGUUUGGCAACUUUUGAACAUCCAUGAAUUCUUUAUUCUCUUCAUCUUUGAUGAGGAUCCAAUAUUUCCAUUGAAAAAUGGAACAUGUGGGCCUCUUUAUGCCCAUCAACAUGUUAAAGCAAGCCCUCUUUUUAACAAACACAACAAAACUUUUUUGGAUAACUUUUUCUCUAAUACAUAUCGAUGGAGUUUUCCCACUUGGGAUAGGAGAGUCAAAGUGGCUGUAGGUUUGCUAGAAUAUGGUAUUACAUUUUCUGAGAAGUACAACGCAAAGUUCUACAUGUGUGAUUAUGUUGAACAGUGUUUUGGACACACUUCAUUAUUUGAGGUCAGUUUGGUCUCUUUUGAGAAUAUUAUGUCAGAAUUUAUGAUAGGAAAUAUAUUAAGCCAAAAGGAAUGCUCAAAAGACUCGCAUUGUCAAUAUCAGAAUUUGUGUCACUCAUUGUGCAAUAAACAAACAGGAAAAUGUACAAGCGACGUUAUGGAACCUUCUCAUACAUCUAUAUGUGAAGUUCUGAGAGAUUAUGUUUUAUUUGAUGCGCCAGCCCAUGUGAAGACCAAAUUGAAUGACUUGCUGAAAAAAUGUGAUCGAUCAGGGCAAAAAAUUGACAAAACAGGGAACAGUAUGGAAGUCAAUCAACAUUAUGUCAGAUACAACACCAUUUUGAUUGAUAUCCAAGCCUUGCUAUGGGAUGAAAUAAAAAAUAAACCACCCAACUGGCUCCACCCACCUAAGCCUAAGAAGAAGCCAAAACAAAACCCAAAGUUUACUGGGAAGUAGAGCAUAAACAAGGUCCUUAAAGUUCAGUUUUGUGUUUAAUUACAUU
This is a messenger RNA of Saccostrea echinata, 1404 nucleotides long. RefSeq names its product divergent protein kinase domain 1B-like. Lineage: Eukaryota; Metazoa; Mollusca; Bivalvia; Ostreida; Ostreidae. The transcript is spliced from 5 exons. The coding region runs from base 42 to 1358 and encodes 438 amino acids. The record is from RefSeq and is a predicted model, not a curated record.